GCCAGUCUGCCCGGUACAUGAAGCAGAAGUAAAUACGAGUGAAAACUAGUGAGAAAUCUGUGAAAUCAAGUCGUUGAGUCUUCAGUCGUCCAACAAUGAAUCUAGAGCUGCUCGGUAAUUAUAAUUAAUUCGUCUUUGUUCUCAACGAACCUGACUUUUUCACAUAGAACAUGCUAACACUGUGUACUUGUUGUGGUUAGCAUUGCACGUUAGCCUAGCAUGCUACCAUCAACCAAAACGACGAGUCAAAUAAAAAUAAAUAAAAAUAAAUUUAUUUGUAGAUCCACACUGUUAAUCUAUGUUAAACGUUACAUGUGUUCCUAACGUAUCUGUCUGAGUGUGUAUGUAACGUUUAAACUUAUGUUAAAAUAAUAAUAAUAGCAGAUUUAGCUCUUAGGCUAACGUUAGCUUCAUACAUUGUCUCUCAUUGUAGCGUUAUUUGAAUUAAAUGUUAACUCACGAGGAACUACAGACCGUUACUUUACGUCGUGUUAUUUUUAUCAUAUUUAUUAUUUAUUACAACAAGGCUACGAAGCUCGUGCCGUUAUUUUAUGUUGAUAAAAUCAACACACAGCUGGUUCAUAUGACAGCGAGUAACUGUUUAUAUUCAGGAACAUGAUGAUGGAAAGAAAGUAACAAUGCAAAAUGGAUUAAAGAAAAACAUGGAAAUGGCAAAUUCCAUAAAAAUAAUGAAGUCUUAAAUAAAUUUCAAGCCGAAUAAUUGUUUUUUAAACAGUCUUGUAUGUUAAUGUAGUCCAGGUUUGACAUGUCUAAAAUGUUUUUGUUUGUUUAUCUACAGCUGGUUUGUUAUGAUCUGGAUGGAGGAAAAGCAGUGAGAUCAAUCUGAUUUCUGAGUCAGAAAUAGAAUAAUACUUUUUAAACUAGUCUAGUUUUGACAAGUCCAAGUAGUUACUUAGUUACACAUGUGAGGAUUGAUUUUAUACCGAAAUAAGACUGUUAGUACGAUGUCUAUUACCGGUCUUCAUCUGUAAACAUAGAAAGAAAAGGGAAUCAACAGAGAAAUAACAUCUGUUUAAUUUCUCUAAGUGUUCUCAUUAAGGGUAUCUUUUGACUUGUGAAAAAAACCUGAAUUUAUUUAAUUUCAGUUUGUUGGAGAAGAAAUUUUGGAAUAUCUAAAGGACACGUUUCAAGUCAUCGUGUACAUUUGCUGCUUCACCCUAUUUGUUGGGGCAUUCUUUCAUGUAAAAAAUAAGUAAAUGUUUUUUUUCCUUGUAAAUGUCCACACAGUUCUUUCUUAUGAAUUACUGGCUCAGACUUUGGAUUAAACGUCAGGAUUUCUCUCACUUUACUCAUGGAUAAUUUCCUGCUUCUUUCUGAGUCAUUCGGGCAGAACUAUCCAGAGGAGGCAGAUGGCACUCUGGACUGUAUCAGUAUGGCCCUCACCUGCACCUUCAACCGCUGGGGCACCCUGCUGGCUGUGGGCUGCAACGACGGACGCAUCGUCAUCUGGGACUUCCUCACGCGGGGCAUCGCCAAAAUCAUCAGCGCACACAUCCACCCGGUCUGCUCUUUAUGCUGGAGUCGUGACGGUCACAAGCUGGUGAGUGCCUCCACAGACAACAUUGUCUCUCAGUGGGAUGUCCUGACGGGAGACUGUGACCAGAGGUUCCGCUUCCCGUCACCGAUCCUGAAGCUGCAGUGCCACCCCAGAGACAUGGACAAGGUGCUGGUGUGUCCCAUGAAGUCGGCCCCGGUGCUGCUCACUCUGUCAGACUCCAAACACGUCGUCCUGCCUGUUGACGACGACUCGGACCUGAAUGUGGUGGCGGCCUUUGACAGGCGGGGGGAGUACAUCUACACUGGCAACGCCAAAGGAAAGAUUCUGGUGUUGAACACAAACACUCAGGAGCUGGUGGCUUCCUUCAGAGUGACAACUGGCACCAGCAACACCACUGCCAUCAAAUCAAUUGAAUUUGCACGCAAGGGCAGUUGCUUCCUCAUAAACACAGCAGACCGGAUCAUCAGGGUGUACGAUGGCCGGGAGAUACUGACCUGUGGCCGAGACGGUGAGCCUGAGCCCAUGCAGAAACUGCAGGACCUGGUAAACAGGACUCCGUGGAAGCGCUGCUGUUUCUCUGGUGACGGCGAGUACAUCGUGGCCGGUUCAGCCAGGCAGCACGCCCUCUACAUCUGGGAGAAGAGCAUCGGCAACCUGGUGAAGAUCCUCCACGGAACCAGAGGAGAGCUGCUGCUGGAUGUGGCUUGGCAUCCUGUCCGUCCGAUUAUCGCCUCCAUCUCCAGUGGAGUGGUGUCCAUCUGGGCUCAGAACCAAGUGGAAAACUGGAGCGCUUUCGCUCCGGACUUCAAAGAGCUGGACGAGAACGUGGAGUACGAGGAGCGAGAGUCCGAGUUCGACAUCGAGGACGAAGACAAGAGUGAACCCGAGCAGACAGGUGCCGACGCUGCAGAGGAUGAGGAGGUGGACGUCACCACCGUUGACCCCAUAGUUGCUUUUUGCAGCAGCGAUGAGGAGCUGGAGGACUAUAAGGCGCUGCUGUACCUGCCCAUCGCCCCCGAGGUGGAGGAUCCAGAGGAAAACCCCUUCGGCCCCCCGCCGGACUCCACGGUCCAGACCGCUGCCCCGGAGGACGCGUUGACCGGCGGCGACAAGAAGCAGCGGCAGCCUUCGUCUGAAGGAGGCCCGGCCAAGAAGAAGGCUCGCACCACCACCAUCGAACUGCAGGGGGUGCCCAGUGACGAGGUGCACCCUCUACUGGGAGUGAAGGGGGACGGCAAGUCCAAAAAGAAGACAGCCGGCCGGCCCAAAGGCUCCAAAGGUAAAGACAAAGACUUCGCCUUCAGGCCCAAGCCCUACAGGGGCGAACGGCCCUCCUUCCCCACGGAGGCCCUGGGCAGCUCUGGCCCAGGAGGAGGAGGAGGGAUGAAGGGCAGGGCAGAGGGGGGCCUGGCCUCAGGGAGUCUGGUCUCUCAGUCGUACAAACAACAUGACAUCGGGGGGAUGGACUGAUCGCUGCUGUUUGUGAAGCUCAAACAAAGAGACACAGAGCCUGAUGUCACAAGAACAGACUUUGAUGUGCAGCCUGUUUCCUCAGAGCGCAGCGUCACAGGGAGAUUCCUCAGCCCGGAUCACUUCACUGGAGCCGACAAGAAGAGAGUGCGAGGCUUCAAGGUCCCCGGUAGAAAUCACACGUCCUCUUUUUUCUGUAGGAUCCAUUAUGUAUAGUGUGUGUGUGUGUGUGUGUGUGUGUGUGCCGUCUUUCUUGUUGUUUUUCUACGUAUUAAAACAUUUUCAUUUAUAAAUAACUGUGUGGUUUCUGAGGCAGGAAAAACAUUCACGAAGCAUCAGCAUGAGAGCAGUGAGAGGUGAGACCUCUAAAAAUACAACGACAAGAACUUUUGGAAACAUGUUUCGAUGUUAAAGUUAAAACAGUCUCAUGACUCAAGUCUCCACCGCUGUGACUCGAAGCGUCAAAAAUAAGCUCUUGAAGUUAAGAUCCCAGUUUGUUCAAAGGUUCAUUAAAUGUAUUUAAGUAAUAACCAACUGCAAUUAUAAUAUACAUUAUUGAUUCAUUACCAGGUAAGACUGACGAGGUCUGUAGAAUUACUGCGUUGGACAACUGAAUAAAUACAAUCACACUAUUAACAGUCAGAUUGUGUUUGAUGUCGGAUAAAAGCUACGUGAGAAAUCACUUUUACUUUUUCACACAUAAAAUCUGUGAGACGAAUUAUAAAAUAUAUAUUUGUAAAUUAAAUGAAUCCAUCACUCAGUCAAAUGGAGUAAAUUAAGAGUUUGCGUUCUGUUUUGACUAAAUCAUAUUUUAAGUCAAAAUCUUGACGGAAGACAAACAACCAUAAAUCUUGAGGUACAUGCUUAUUCACUUUUAUGCUACUUUAUACUUCUACUCUACUACAUUACAGAGUAAAACUGCACUUUUUACUCCACUUUAAUUACUUUACUUUUCAAAUCAAGAUUUUACACAAAACAUAUGAGUGUAAAAUGUGGUCUGUUGUUACAGAUUAAACUAGAAAAAGUACAUGAAGUACUUACAAAUAGCUCCACCUUUACCAACGACAACAGCUUACAUAUUAAUAUUAAUAAUAAUACAACUACAUCGUAGUAUAACAGUGACAGCUGCAGUCAUUCUGCAUUAUGUUUGUACUUUUGCAAAUACUUCUGCACUUUUACAUUUUGAAUGCAGGACUUUCUUUAUUUGUAGUGUAGUAUUUUAUACAGUUGUACUGCUACUUGUACUUGAGUAAAUGAACUGAGUACUUCCUCCACUACUGUUUACUUUAGCAAAGUCUGUUUGUCUGCUUCCUACAAAGAUUAAUAUCUCCAAUACAGAGUCGUCUCACAUCUGAUAUACGUAGAUAUCACAUGUUUUAAUCCUGUGUUAUAUUUAUUUUAACGGGAACUGGAAUUUUAAUAUUGUUGGGAAGUUAGAUCUAUAACAAUGAUAUUAUAUCGGCUCAUCAUAUGUUUUAAAUAGUAACCAAAGCUGUCAAACAAAUGUAGUUGAGUAAAAACUACAAUAUUUCCCUCUGAAUUAAAGAUGAAGUUAAGAAUAAAGUACCUACAACUUUUACUAGUACUUCAGAAAUAAAUGUAGGACUACUUAUUUAACCGGACUGCUAUCAGAUACUUAUGCUAUUUCCCCCAAAACUGUACUUUUCCUUUGCUGCUGAGGGAUGUUCUCGUCUUUCUCAUUUAAAUGUAGGCAUUAGUCAUAAAGCACGUGACUUCCUGUACGUUUCCACUUCUGGAUCCUAAAG
Messenger RNA from Anarrhichthys ocellatus (wolf-eel), 4755 nucleotides. RefSeq names its product retinoblastoma binding protein 5 (gene rbbp5). The coding region runs from base 1313 to 2989 and encodes 558 amino acids. The transcript has 14 exons. NCBI's taxonomy places the organism in Eukaryota, Metazoa, Chordata, Actinopteri, Perciformes, Anarhichadidae. Gene Ontology annotation, molecular function: protein binding. The record is from RefSeq and is a predicted model, not a curated record. Gene Ontology annotation, cellular component: Set1C/COMPASS complex.